UGUAGGAAAGACCAGGGUCUUGAUCAUCCAAGAUAUUGGCAAAUUCGGCGUCCGCACAUGCCGGAUUAUCGCGAAGGCGUUGUAGUUGGUGAGAUGUUGACGCCCACCGUUGCUGAAGUUCUUUUCUUGUGCUACGAUAAAGGACCUUGGAGCCAAAAGCGAAAGAGAUACCCUGCUUUGAUGCCUCAGGCACUCGCCCGAUUUUGUUGACCAUUCCUGCCGGUGGUCCACAAGUGGCGAAGCAGCGUUUGAAUUCGAUUUCAUCCUUCUUCCUAACCUGGAAAACAGCACCAAGCUCUUCGUUGAACAAUGUCUCAAUAACGUCUCUGGUAUCACCAGAGCGGGAGAUACCGUCCAACAUGAUCUCCAUCCCACAUCGUCCGGCAAACAUCAUUUCGACCAGCGUCGUGAAGAGUCCACCAUCUGAUCGAUCGUGGUACGCGAGCACAAUUCCGGAUUCAUGGAGUUGCUCGAUGGCAUCAAAGUAGUUCCUGAUAUCUUCCGCAUCCCGGACAUCGGGCGCUUCGUCACCGACUUGACCGAAUGUCUGUGCCAAUGCAGAACCACCCAUGUUUUUCUUGCCAAUGGCCAGAUCCACGAACAUCAAUACUGUUUCUCCAACAUCCUCAAAGCGCUCAAGAGCUGGGGUCCAGGUACGGUCGGUAUAAUUGACGGGAGCGAAGGCCGUGAUGACAAGUGACAUGGGCGCCGUCACUUCCUUGGCCUCAUGCGUAUCGUGGUCUUUCCAUUUCAUCUUCAUACUCAUGGAGUCCUUACCAACAGGUAUGGAUAUACCAAGUUUAGGGCAAAGGUCCAUACCGAUGGCCUCGACUGCUUCGUACAGCGCUGCGCCUUCGCCUGGAUGACUGCUAGCGGACAUCCAAUUCGCGGAUAAACGAACUCUGGACAGUCUAUCAAAUGUACUGGCCGCCGCCAGGUUCAUAAGAGACUCUGCUACCGCCAUUCUGGCAGAAGCUGCAGGAGAAAUCAGCGCGAGCGUUGGCUUCUCACCCAUCGCCAUGGCUUCGCCAGUUCUGACGCCGGAUAGUAGAGAGGUUGCCGUAACAGAGACAUCUGCAACAGUACGGUCGCCAAUGGUAAUCAGGAAUGACUUGGACCCGACCGAAGGCAGAGUAAGAACGCGGUCUACUGCUUCGUGUAAUAGAUUUUCCUUCGGUGUAUCCGGCAGAUACAUUGACAGGCUGCUAUCGAAUACUGGCAGCCGAAGCUUCCGUGAGUCGACAAUCCGAGACAUCUUUGGGGGCUUUCCAAAAAGAAUUGGCAUAGGUAGAUCUAUGGGCGUUGAGGUACCCUUGGCUUCGCUAUCCUUGAGGAUGAGACGCUGCUCUUGCGUUGCAGUGCCAACUACAGAGUAGCCGCAGCGUUCUCGGUGGCAUAUCCGCUUGAAUAAUUCCAGAUCAUCAGGACCUACGGCAAGGACGUAACGCUCCUGCGACUCAUUGCACCAUAUCUGUAGUGGACUCAUUCCCCUGUCUACACUGUCGAUGUUCCGGAGUUCGAAGAUGGCACCGAGACCAGAGUCAUGUACCAAUUCUGGCAGGGCAUUGGACAAUCCACCAGCUCCCACAUCAUGGAUGAACAGGAUGGGAUUCUGGUCGCCCAUGGAUCGGCAGGCAUCUAUAACCUCCUGAGCUCUUCUCUGAACCUCGGGAUUACCUCUUUGUACACUAGCAAAAUCGAGUUCCACCUUGCCUUCUCCCGACUGCACACUGGAUGCAGCACCUCCACCGAGACCAAUCAGCAUUGCCGGACCGCCAAUCACGAGCAAGUGUGAGCCAGGAGGUACAAUGUCGGGGUUUUUAAGCGCGUGCUGUGGCCUAACGGUUCCAACACCGCCCGCCAGCAUAAUUGGCUUGUGAUAGCCACGAACUUCCGUAUCCUUCUCGUUUGUGAACACGCGUGUGAGUAAGGUCCUGAAAUAACCGGUGGUACAAGGACGACCGAAUUCGUUGUUGAACGCCGCACUGCCGAUAGGCGCUUCAAGCAUGAUGUCCAGACUGCUUGCAAUAUGUGACGGUUUCCCGACGUCUUUCAGCUCCCACGGGCGAUCGAAACCGGGGAUAAGAAGAUCGGAUACAGUGAAACCUGAUAGGCCUGCUUUUGGACGAGAACCUCGUCCUACUGCGCCUUCGUCUCGUAUUUCACCUCCAGAGCCGGUAGCAGCACCCGGGAAAGGUGAUACAGCAGUGGGAUGGUUAUGUGUUUCGACUUUACACAGAAUGUGAACAGUCUCCUUGGUACCAUUCCAUUCUCCGGUGAUUUGACUGGGUGACCAGAAACUUGCCUCUUCUCCAUUAAGAACAGCUGCAUUGUCGCUGUAAGCACUAACAACAUGUUGGGGAUGUUUCUGGUGGGUAUUGCGAAUCAUGCCAAAUAGCGAGUGUCCCUUGCGCAUGCCAUCAAUUGUGAAGUCGGCGUUGAAUUGCUUGUGCCUGCAGUGUUCCGAAUUGACCUGUGCAAACAUGAACAACUCGACAUCUACAGGACCUCUCUUCAGUUCCUGUGUAUAUGCUUCGACCAAAUAUUCAAUCUCUGAAUUGUCCAUAGCCAGGCCAAGUUCCUCAUUGGCAUGGGCCAAUGCCGCGUGAGGACUGCUGUACUCCUCGAAGCUCAAGGUAGUCGCUUGUGCAGGCUCGCUUUCGCCGAAAAUCAAAUCAAGAUUAGGGCUGCUGCGACUUAUUGUUUGGGUCAUUCGAUCGUAAAGAGCAUCCGGGUUGGGAAUUUCGUUUGGUGCAAGAUCUUUCUCAAAAGUAGCAGCCAGCACCAUGCCACGCUCGAUGCGCUUAACCGAGUCCUCGAGCGUGCAGGUUCGCGCGAUCAUAGUAGCAAGUGAGCUCCAUGGCGAUAUUGUUCCUGGACGUGGGCAUACGUAAAAGAGGACGGUAUCAUUAUCGCGAGGGGUGCCGUUCCGAUGGAUUGCGUCGAGUAGAGUUUGUGACAGCCUGUCUUGGAGAUCCGGGUACUCGCCAUAAUGCAAGAUUUGCUCCAGCGUCUUCGUCUCGGCGGCGUUCAAUUCUUGUAGAGGGUUGACAUAGUGCAUCCACACUGCGCGCACACUCUUCGCUCCAAUGGCUUGGGCAAGACGCUGCAAGCGGAACUCGGAGAAGGCAGAGGAGCCAGGAAGAACCAAGUAGGGACUCUCACCAGACGCCAUGGUGAUUGCUGAGCGGUGACUGGAUGUAAAAGGCGUCACACCUACGAUUUGAGGAAAUACAUCGGAGCGGCGCGGGGCAAAAAAUUUUGGGUCAAGAGUUUGGAGGGGCUGUGGCGCAUGUGGCGCACA
Periconia digitata is the source of this 3304-nucleotide messenger RNA. Lineage: Eukaryota; Fungi; Ascomycota; Dothideomycetes; Pleosporales; Periconiaceae. The record is from the annotation of a GenBank genome assembly.